This is a messenger RNA of Cokeromyces recurvatus, 672 nucleotides long. RefSeq names its product triose-phosphate transporter family-domain-containing protein. Gene Ontology annotation, molecular function: antiporter activity. The record is from RefSeq and is a predicted model, not a curated record. Lineage: Eukaryota; Fungi; Mucoromycota; Mucoromycetes; Mucorales; Mucoraceae. Bases 1 to 672 code for a protein of 223 amino acids. The transcript is spliced from 3 exons. Gene Ontology annotation, biological process: UDP-glucose transmembrane transport. Gene Ontology annotation, cellular component: cis-Golgi network; endoplasmic reticulum-Golgi intermediate compartment; Golgi apparatus.
AUGAUUAAAUCAAGUACGCCUAUCUGGACUCUACUGUUUUCAUUCUUAUUUGGCUUUGAAAAACCAAGAUUACGACUAGUUGCAAUUAUUACUUGUAUUAUCUUUGGUGUCCUAUUAACGAUUGAUGGAGAACCACAUAUUAAUUUACAAGGAUUUACUCUCGUUUUAGUUGCAGCAAUUUCAUCUGGUUUACGAUGGAAUUUAACUCAAUUUUUAUUGAAGGAUAGCAAUAUAAGCAAUCAUGGUCCACUUGUAAUUAUGUAUCAUUUGAGUCCAGUCAUGUUUAUUACAAUGCUAUCAUUAAGCUUAUAUAUAGAGCAACCUUUCUUUUAUCAUCAUGAUUUUACAACCGAUUCCAUUCAUACGAUUAAAGAAAUAGUUAUAUCUAUAUCAAUUAUGUCUGUAGGAGGGAUAUUAGCAUUUCUCAUGACAUUAUCAGAGCUUUAUUUGAUCAAAGGUACAAAUACAGUGACUUUGAGUGUAGCUGGUGUCGGCAAAGAGAUUUUUAUAAUUGGUUUAUCCGUUAUUAUCUAUGGUGAUGUCUUAACAUUAAAGACUUAUUUAGGUUUAUUUAUCUCGAUUAUGGGAAUAAUAGGUUACAAUUAUUAUAAACAUCAGAGCAAGGAUAGUCAUAAAGCAUGCCCUGAUAAACAAAAAAGAUAUUUAGAAUAG